Messenger RNA from Carya illinoinensis, 1941 nucleotides. RefSeq names its product pathogenesis-related genes transcriptional activator PTI6-like. Gene Ontology annotation, biological process: regulation of DNA-templated transcription. Bases 769 to 1479 code for a protein of 236 amino acids. Gene Ontology annotation, molecular function: DNA-binding transcription factor activity; DNA binding. The record is from RefSeq and is a predicted model, not a curated record. The transcript has a single exon. Lineage: Eukaryota; Viridiplantae; Streptophyta; Magnoliopsida; Fagales; Juglandaceae.
AAUUUUCACUUCGUUUCCUCGCGUCUUUCUUUUUCUUCUCUCUCUUCCGAGUCGUCCCUUCACUGGCUUAGCUCUCCCUGCCACCAAUCCCUCACCCAACAACACUCAGCACACUCCGCAAGGAAUCUUUUUCAACCUCCUCGAAGUUUUUCUUUAUUUUUCCCGCCAAAAGUCCGACACUCCUUUGUAGGAGGUCUCCUUCUUUUUACCUGUAGGUGGUGGGAAGGGUCAGAGUCUCGGACCAAUUAUCCUCGCUCUAAAAGAUCUGCUUGUCCAUCUGUCUCUGUCUCACUCUCUCACUCUCUUUUAUUAUAAGCGUACUCAAACGCCAUCCGCUCUCCGUGCUGAAUAUCUCGGAAAGGCAAGAGUUUCCCACUCCGUAAGGAGUAGUUAGAAUGACCUUUCUCUGCAGCACCAUAAUUCCACUGUCUUUUUUUCCCCCAUUUUUCACUUCCAUAAUUCCAUUUGCGCCUGGAGGCAUAGAAUCUCGGUCUCCUCCCUCUUUUCCCUAAUUUGUGAACUAAAGCCAUCACCUUUUUUCCACUCUAUUGCCUCUGUCCUACCUAAACUUAUCCUCCCCACCACCACUACCGAUUUUGUUUGAAGAUACGAUCACCCCCAUAAAGCUCUCUCCUUUACUUCGAUCACUGUGUGUGAUCGGAAAAGGAAAAGAAAAAGACCACCCACCCAAUUAAUUUAGGGUCGCAUGCGUUUUCGUCCUACGCCUGUUUGUCGGAUCUUCCAUCGUGAUUUUCUUAGACAAUUUCCAUGAUAAGCGCUGAUAAGAACAAUAAAUUCUAUCACUCCAUGACUUCUCAACCAACGCUUAAGCUCCUGAGGAUCAUCCAUACCGACCCCGACGCCACGGACUCCUCCAGCGACGAGGAAGAACAGAGGAUGGUACGAAGAGUUAAAAGACAUGUCCGAGAGGUCCGCUUCGAGCAACCAUCACUAACGAACUUCAAGCCGCAGAAACAAGAGCCUGCCAGAAAGAGAACGUUGAGAUCGACGAAAUCCGACACCACUCACCCGAAAAAGUUCAGAGGUGUUCGGCAGAGACCUUGGGGUCGCUGGGCUGCGGAGAUCAGAGACCCAGCCCGCCGCAAACGGGUGUGGCUCGGAACUUUUGACACGGCCGAAGAGGCUGCCUCAGUCUACGACAAAGCCGCAGUGGAGCUCAAGGGUCCUAACGCCGUCACGAACUUCCCUAACCCCGACAUGACGGACACUUCGGUUGGCGUUGACAGCCCCAAGGGGAGUUCAAGUUUUUCUGACGCGGAUGCCUCCUCACCGACUUCGGUCCUCCGUAACGACGAACCCACGCCGUUGGAGCGUUUCUGUUACGACAACGUCGAUGUCUUCGGGUUCGAUAUCGACGUCCCGUUGAUCUUUCCGGACUCAGUGCUCUUUGGGCAGCCGGAGGAAGAAGACGUCGGUGAGUUUGACGUCGACGUGUUCUUGGUGGACGGAAUUUGCUAAAAACUGAUGGAUACUUUAGUAUUCUUAGACCAACAAUUUUGGCCGGAACAGUGAUGUGGCACAGCUAAAUUGGUCAAAAUUCAGACAAGUCAACAAAGCUAAGCGGAAUGACGAAAGUACCCUCGUGUAUUUAUGAUAAGUGCGGGGAGUUGGCACGUAGAGUUUAUUCCCGUUUAGUACUUGAUACGGCGAUUUUGUCUCGUGUUAAUAAGUUUUUGUUGUGAAUGGUAUAUGAGUUGUAAUUGGGUAUAUUUUUUAAAAAGAAAAUUUGUAAGGAGAUAAGUAUUAAGUACGAAGAAGAGAGUGAAGAAGUACUUUGGGGGGAGAGAGAGAGAGAGAGAGAUUUGAAGGGCAGGAAGAGUUGAAAAGCUUGAUGGGAUUUUUGUCCUAACGAGAUUUGGAUAAUUUAAUAAUAUAAAAGAAAAAUAGAAUAAUAUAAAAAUGUUGGCAUGCCGUUGUUCA